AUGAGCCUGGGCGACGUGCGGCUGCGGUGGCUGCGGGACCGAGCGCUCGCCCUGUUGGGUCUGAGCGACCCGGCGCCUUUCGAGGAGCUGCUGAGCCGCGGCGAGGAGGCGCGGGCCGUGCUGCGCUUCUUCGGCGAGGAUGCGAGCGGGGCGGGCCCGGCGCUGCUGCUGCUGCUGCGGGCCGAGCGGCGCGGCCGGGACGGGGUGACUCAGGGAAGCAAGACAUCCCCUCUGCAAUCUGCAGACAACAAAAGUGUGUCAGGUGAUGACAGUACAGAACACACCCCACAGCUACAGGAACAGAAAGUUGACAAAGUAUGUUUCUACGUGGCUCUUGAUGAAAUUCCUGAAGGAUUUGUGUCAGAUUUUACUGUGUAUUUUCUGAGAGACACCAAAGAAAAAGUUGCUGAACCUAAGGACCUGACUGAAGCUAAUGAGAUUCUUCCUCAAGUGAUAAAGUCUGGUAUACUGACUGAUGACACUGCCCUGAUGCUAAAGGAUGCCAUCUCCCAGGUGUUUUCACCAGCUCUCUCCCAUGGUCAGCAGCAGACUAAGGAAACUACCUUUCAUUCAGAUAGUGAAAACACAGAUUCUGAAGAAAUGAAUUUACCUGAGUCUGACCUUGCAGAAAAGAAAGAACAGCCUGUGGAAAACUCUGAUACUUCAGUGAGGAAUGAAACUAUACAACAAAGAAAAGGAGAUAUUGAACUGGAGAUGCCAACUGUAAAUCUGGAUGGAGAAGUGCCUGUUCUUGCCUCAGAUCCAUCAGUGGUUCAAUCUCUGGAAAGUUGUGCAAUGACCUGGCAGAAAUUAAUAUCCACAGUUCUGAAGGAACAACUGAAAAAGGUUCCACAGGGUGAUGGUGCACUUGCAGAGAUUGACCUCUGGCGUGAAAAAAACGCAGCUUUAAGUGAUCUUGCUGAGCAGACAAAGCUUCCAGAGGUGCAAAAAGUCUUGGAAAUAUUACAAGAAGCUGAAUCUGAGUGUGCUGGAGAUUUACAGAUAGUCUUGAGUGACCUCAGAAAAUAUCACAUGGAAGCUCUGGAUAACGUUAAGUUUCUUUCAGCCCUCGAGCGCCAUUUGCAGAAUUUAGCAUAUGGCACUGGGGCUGAUGUUGUCCUGAACACAAUUCCCUCCCUGCUCAAUGCCCUGAAGAUGGUGUGGGUUAUGUCCCGACAUUACAACAAGGAUGAGCGGAUGGUUCCCCUCAUGGAACGAAUUGCAUGGGAAAUUUCCACAGCAGUGUGCAGAUUUUUGGAUCUACACACACUGUUUGAAGAAGAUAGAGCUGCUGCAAAAAAGAAAAUAACAGAAGGCAAAAGCAUUCUUGAACAAUGGAAGAAAUGUUACUUUACUACUUGUGCCCAAGUUGAAGAGUCGGGGAGUGAACGAUACUGGAAAUUUGACGUGAAACGUUUCUUUGAAAAAACAGAUUAUAUGGCUGCAGUCUGUCAAGAUCUGUAUGAUAUUUUUCAGGUCACUGAAGAGCUUUACAAUAUAUUUAUUCCUGAGCUGACAACUGUGACAGAGAAUCCAAAGCGUAUUGAGGCACUGCUGAGAGGAGUAAAUGGGCUGACUAGUCCUAUGAAAGAGCUGAAAUUUGACCCUCUGAGCAUUAGAAAUGCGCGUAGAUGGAAAUCUGUUAUGAGAGAAUUUAGAGAAGAAGUUUCAAUUACUGAAGAAAAGAUCAACAAAUUUAUUGAUGAAUCUUUUAAGACCCUUCGAUCAGCAGAAGCUGCAUUUGACAUGCUGGUAAAGUUCAAACACAUCCAGACUCGUGAAAAUGUUAAUGAGCACUUGAUGCUGAAGUUCAGUGAUGUUUUGGACCACUACUGCAAAGAGGUUGAAAAUGUUAAGCAAAUCUUUCUUCAGAACCUCAAGGAUCCACCUCUGUACAAGAAUCACCCUCCAGUGGCUGGAGCAAUAUUCUGGUCCCGCUCCCUUUUCUAUCGGAUCAAACACACCAUUAUCCGAUUCCAAGAAGUAGAGGAGUUGCUUGCUAGUGAACGUGGACAGAAAGUAAAACAAAUAUAUCUUCAAGUUGCCAAGAAGAUGAAAGAAUAUGAAGAUCAAAAAUACAGGGAGUGGAGAGAGAGGACAGAACACAUUGUCCCACAGUUACUGAAAGAUAAUCUGCUGACUGUCAUCACUGUGGGGGCUGCAACAAAUGUUCAUCCAGAGACUUCUGAGCAGAGCUCUGUAACAGAGGAGUCUGUCACCACCAAGAAAAGUCUCUGCUUUGGAGUGAAUUUUUCUCCCAUACUCCAAGAGAUUAUCAUUGAAACAAACUACAUGGAACAACUGGGGCUUCCAGUCCCAGAAAUAGCGAGAUACGUGGCAUUGCAGGAAGACAAAUAUGUUAGGUAUACAAGUAGAUUGAAAAACAUGCUCUGUUGCUAUCACAAAUUAAUGGAAACACUGAAUGAAGCAGAAACCAAACUUCUUGAUAACUAUAUCCAAGAACUCCGGAGAAUAUUGAAAUCAGGACAUAAAAGACUCACAUGGAACUCCUUAGGUAUUGGUGAAUUUAUUUUCCAAUGUACACAAGCCAUUGAGAAGCUUGAGUCACUUGUCCAUCAGAUUCAUAAUAUUUCUGAAGACAUAAGCAGCAAACUUCUGUUCAUAGAAUCAGCAAAUCUCUUCAAGCUUCCGCUUUCAAAAAAUGGUGAUGAACUUCCUGAAGCAAACGAAUUUUUUGACUAUAUUAAGUGUGAAAGAGCAAAAGAUGUGGCACACAUCGUUAGAAAGUAUUCUGAAAUCCCACUAUUGCUAAUAGAAGUGGAAGGACAAGUUGCCAAUACAAACACUGGCAAAUCUCCAAAAUUAACUUCCUAUUAUGCAUACUGGGAAAAGAGGAUUUAUCAGGUGUUGACACAGUUAAUUGUGAAGAAUUUACAGGCUUUUAAUGCAGCUAUUCUUGCAAAUGUGCCACUGUUACAAAUAAAAGCUGUUUUCUCUGUUCCUGAGAUCACCUUUCAACCCAGUGCCAGCGAGAUUGACAAAAUGGUGGCGCAAUCCAUCCAAGACUGUGUUGAGGUCACUAAGCACUUUGUGCGGUGGAUGCACGGCACGUGUAUCGAGUGCCCUCCUCAGCACGUCAGGAAAGAUGAAGUUGUCAUUUUCAGCUUCUACAGUGACGUCUCCCAGAGCCCCCUGAUGAUUGAACAGGCUCUUCUAAUCACUCACAAUGUCCACAAAGUCCUGGCUUCUCUCAGCAAGUAUUUGAACCAAUGGAACAGGUACGAGCCACUGUGGAAAUCAGACAAAGGCACAGUCCUGGAGAGGUUGGCUGCAGAAAAGCCUGCUUGUGUCACCUUUGAUGAACAGUUGCAGUUCUAUAUGAAGGUAGCUCAGGAAGUGACUCAACAGCCCUUGAUUAAAGAUGAACAAUUUAUCAGGCUUCAGCUGGCUCCUUUAGCCUUCACAGUGCAGGAGAAUGCUAAAGGCUGGAUGCUUUCACUUGGGAAGUUGCUUAAUGAGUCAGCAAGAGAGGAGCUUGUCACGUUGAGGGAUGAGAUUCAGAGAUUAUCAGAGAAUCUUAAUAGACCUCUCGAUACCCUGGACAAUUUCAGAGUUGUCCUUAGCACGUUUGUAGAGAUCAGAGGCAUGUCCUUCGAGGUGGAGCUGAACUAUUUGGACAUCCUGGAGAGAUACCGAACUCUUGCAUUGUACAAUAUUCCAGUAGCUAAAGAAGAGCAGGACAAGAUUAGGGAAGAGUGGGAGACUCUUGUCCUGGAAGCAGCACAACUCAAUCGCAACAUGGAUCGUAAAGGAGGUGCAAAAGAAACAUUCACAAAGGUUACACAACAACAAAUUAAGGACUACAGCAAAGAGACAGAAGAUUUCUUUCAGAAACUCAUUACUGAGGGGCCUGGUUCUGUUGGGGAUGAUCUUGAUAAAGGAUUGGAACUCAUGGCCCAUUUUGAUAAAGAAUUGGAGAGACUGGAAAAAAAGCAUCGGGAACUGGGCAGUGCUGAGAAACUUUUAGACUUGCCAGUAACAGUGUACCCGGACUUGAUGAAAGCACAGAAUGAUGCAAAAGGUCUAAGGCAGGUCUAUGAGAUUUAUGCAUCACAGAAAGCAGCUAAAGAGGAAUGGUCUCAGACACUCUGGAUAAACCUGAAUGUCCAGGUUCUCCAGGAGGGAAUCGACGGAUUUCUCAAAGCCCUCCGCAAGCUGCCCAGGCCAGUGCGCAGCAUGGCAGUGGCUGUGCAGUUGGAAACCAAAAUGAAGGCAUUUCGAGACUCCAUUCCUUUGCUGCUUGACUUGAAAAAUGAAGCUUUAAGAGAAAGGCAUUGGCAAGAUCUUAUGGAGAGAACAGGAACAAAGUUUGAAAUGAAAACAGAAACAUUCACUUUGGAGAACAUGUUUGCUAUGGAACUUCACAGACAUAAAGAUAUUAUCAGUGACAUUGUUGGAACUGCUGUUAAAGAACUCAGCAUUGAGAAGGGAAUGAAGGAAAUAAUAGAUACAUGGGAACAGAUGAAAUUCACUGUACUAGAAUACACCAAAGGCACUGAGAAGCGAGGCUUUAUUCUGGGACCCUCAGAGGAAAUUUUAGAGAUUCUUGAUGACAACAAUGUCAGCCUUCAGAGUGUUUUGGGCAGUCGAUUUGUGGGUCCUUUCCUUUCAACUGCUCGCCAGUGGGAAAAAACUCUGUCAUUGAUAAGUGAAGUAACUGAGAUCUGGAUAGCGGUUCAGAGAAAAUGGAUGUACCUGGAGAGCAUCUUUGUUGGUGGAGAUAUCAGAUCACAGCUUCCAGAGGAAGUCAAAAUAUUUGACAGAGUAGACAAAAUGUUUAAAGAGAUAAUGGAUGAAACUGUAAAAGACCCGACAAUAAAAACGUGCUGUGAGGUCCCAAAUCGUCUGAGAGACCUCCAUCAUAUAAAUAAUGUGCUGGAGAAAUGUCAGAAGAGCUUGAAUGAUUAUUUGGAUGCCAAGAGAAAUGCUUUCCCAAGAUUUUUCUUUAUAUCUGAUGAUGAGUUGCUGAGUAUCCUUGGCAGCAGUAACCCACUGUGUGUCCAGGAACACAUGAUAAAGAUGUUUGAUAAUGUGGCCGCCCUGAGGUUCCAGGAUGGUGACGAUGGUGAGAAGAUUGCAACAGCCAUGAUCUCGGCCGAGAAGGAGGUGAUGGAGUUCCGACAGGCUGUCCCUGCCGUGGGCAGGGUGGAGAACUGGAUGACAGCAGUGUUGGAAGAAAUGAGAAGGACCAACAGGCGCCUCACCAAGGAAGCCAUUUUUCGCUACUGUGAGGACAGAAGCAGAGUUGAUUGGAUGCUGCUCUUCCAAGGCAUGAUGGUGCUGGCUGCUAAUCAAGUGUGGUGGACUUGGGAGGUAGAGGAUGUCUUUCGGAAAGUGAAGAAGGGAGAAAAACAGGCAAUGAAACUCUAUGCCAAAAAAAUGCAUCAGCAGAUCGAUGACCUGGUGACCCGGAUCACGAUGCCUUUGAGCAAGAACGACAGGAAGAAAUACAACACUGUCCUCAUCAUCGACGUUCACGCCAGAGACAUUGUCGAUAUAUUCGUGAGGGACAGCAUCCUGCAGGCUCAGGAGUUUGAGUGGGAGAGCCAGCUGCGCUUUUACUGGGAGCGGGAGCCGGACGAGCUGACGGUGCGACAAUGCACCGGCACCUUCUCCUACGGCUACGAGUACAUGGGGCUGAACGGGCGGCUCGUCAUCACCCCCCUCACCGACCGCAUUUACCUCACCCUCACUCAGGCUCUAUCAAUGUUUUUGGGAGGAGCACCAGCAGGGCCAGCAGGUACAGGGAAAACAGAAACAACCAAGGAUCUGGCCAAAGCACUGGGCUUGCUGUGUGUAGUGACAAACUGUGGAGAAGGCAUGGACUUCAAAGCAGUUGGUAAAAUUUUCUCUGGUCUUGCCCAGUGUGGAGCUUGGGGAUGCUUUGAUGAAUUCAAUCGCAUCGAUGCUUCCGUGCUUUCAGUCAUUUCCUCUCAGAUUCAGACAAUUCGAAAUGCUUUGAUGAAUAAGUUGAAAGUAUUUCAGUUUGAAGGACAGGAAAUUACACUUGACAGUCGGAUUGGCAUUUUUAUUACAAUGAAUCCUGGCUAUGCUGGUCGGACUGAGCUCCCUGAGUCUGUGAAAGCUUUGUUCAGGCCUGUGGUUGUUAUUGUACCAGAUCUUCAGCAGAUCUGUGAGAUAAUGCUCUUUUCUGAAGGGUUCCUUAUGGCAAAGGUCCUUGCCAAAAAGAUGACAGUGCUUUACAAGCUGGCAAAGGAACAGCUUUCUAAACAACAUCACUAUGAUUUUGGACUGCGGGCCCUUAAGUCAGUGCUGGUGAUGGCUGGAGAGCUGAAAAGAGGAUCAGCAGACCUCAGUGAGGAAGUUGUACUAAUGAGAGCUCUACGAGAUAUGAAUCUUCCUAAAUUUGUGUUUGAAGACGUACCUCUCUUCCUUGGCUUAAUCUCUGACCUGUUUCCUGGCCUGGAUUGCCCUCGAGUUCGCUACCCUGACUUUAAUGAUGCUGUAGAACAUGUGCUGCAAGAACGGGGUUAUGUUGUUUUACCAGUCCAGGUGGAUAAAGUAGUUCAGAUGUAUGAGACAAUGCUAACCCGGCACACAACAAUGGUGGUUGGACCUACUGGAGGUGGCAAGUCAGUUGUCAUUAAUUCUUUGUGCCGGGCCCAAAACAAGCUGGGAUUGUUGACAAAGCUUUACAUAUUGAACCCUAAAGCUAUGAGUGUGAUUGAGCUGUAUGGGAUCCUCGACCCUGUCACACGAGACUGGACAGAUGGAGUCCUGUCAAACAUUUUUCGGGAUAUCAACAGGCCAACUGACAAGAAAGAGCGAAGGUACAUUCUCUUUGAUGGAGAUGUGGAUGCUCUCUGGGUUGAAAACAUGAAUUCUGUCAUGGAUGACAACAAGUUACUGACUCUGGCAAACGGGGAGCGGAUCAGACUUCAGUCACACUGCGCUUUGUUGUUUGAGGUUGGUGACUUACAGUAUGCAUCUCCUGCCACGGUGUCCCGCUGUGGAAUGGUCUUUGUAGAUCCUAAAAAUUUGAGAUAUGAGCCCUACUGGCAGAAAUGGGUCCAAGGAAGAGAAAAUGAGCAAGAGAGAUUUGACUUGAAUCGUCUCUUUCAAAAGUACGUGCCCUACCUUAUUGACAUGAUCGUGGAGGGAAUUGUGGAUGGCAAACAGGGGCAAAGGCUGAAGACCAUUGUUCCUCAAACAGAUUUAAACAUGGUUGUGCAGUUGACUGUGAUGCUGGAAGUCCUAGUGGUACAGUCUGAGAAUCCUGAUGUUCUGGAGUGUUUUUUUUUGGAAGCUUUGUACUGCUCCUUAGGUGCUACUCUUCUUGAUGCCGGGAGAAUUAAAUUUGAUGAAAAUGUUAAACGUAUUUCCUGCAUGUCCACUGUUAAGGAUGACAACACCCUGGCUAAGGCAGGGGAGCUGCCAGGUCAGCUGCCAACUUUGUAUGACUUUCAUUUUGAUGGAUCUGAAAAAAAGUGGGUACCUUGGAUGCAACUUGUUCCUGAAUAUAUUCAUAACCCUGAAGUGAAAUUUCUUGACAUUCUAGUGCCCACAGUGGACACAACUCGCACGUCUUGGUUACUGGAACAGAUGGUGAAGAUAAAACGCCCAGUUGUCCUUGUAGGUGAAUCGGGCACAUCCAAGACAGCAACUACACAGAACUUCCUGAGCAAUCUGGACAAAGACCUCAAUCUGGUGCUGGUAAUUAACUUCUCUUCUCGUACAACAUCCAUGGACAUUCAGAGAAACCUGGAGACAAAUGUAGAAAAACGAACUAAGGACACUUUUGGCCCUCCCAUGGGAAAACGUCUCCUGGUGUUCAUGGAUGAUAUGAAUAUGCCAAAGGUGGAUGAGUAUGGCACCCAGCAGCCCAUUGCCCUGCUGAAGCUGCUGCUGGAAAAGGGUUUCUUGUACGACCGUGGGAAGGAGAUGAACUGUAAAUUCCUUCGAGACCUGGGAUUUAUUGCUGCCAUGGGCAAGGCUGGAGGAGGUCGGAAUGAAGUGGACCCUCGGUUCAUCUCACUCUUCAGUGUUUUUAACAUACCUUUUCCUUCUGAACAUUCACUGAAGUCGAUCUACUCCUCCAUCCUGAAAGGCCACACUGCGACAUUUACUGAGGCAAUAUCAGCCAUCUCUGACAAGAUCACUCUGUGUACUUUGGAGCUUUAUAAAAUGAUUAUUAGUGACCUACCCCCAACUCCUUCCAAAUUCCAUUACAUUUUUAACCUGCGGGAUCUUUCCAGAGUCUACAAUGGACUUGUUCUUACAAGUUCAGAGAGGUUUCAAAAAGUGACCCAGAUGGUGAGAGUUUGGAGAAAUGAGUGCCUGAGGGUUUUCCAUGACAGGCUGAUUAAUGAAGAAGACAAAGCAUUGGUACAAGGUCAUAUAAAAAGCUUGGUGGAAGAGCAUUUUGCAGAUGAACUGGAGCAUGCCAUGAGGGAUCCAGUUCUUUUUGGGGAUUUCAGAACAGCACUGAAUGAAGCUGAACCUCGUGUUUAUGAAGAUAUCCAAGACUAUGAUGUAGCAAAAGCUCUCUUUCAGGAGAUUUUGGAUGACUACAAUGAAUUCAAUAUUAAGAUGAGUCUGGUUCUUUUUGAUGAUGCUUUGGAGCACUUGAUCCGUAUCCAUCGCAUCAUCCGCAUGGACCGAGGGCAUGCCCUGCUCAUCGGAGUGGGAGGCUCAGGGAAGCAAUCCCUAACAAGGUUGGCUGCCUACACAGCUGGAUGUGAGAUAUUUGAGAUCGUCUUGGUUCGAGGAUACGGAGAAAAUAAUUUCCGAGAGGAUUUGAAAAAUCUGUACCAGAAGCUGGGUAUUAAGAACACGCCAGUGGUGUUCUUAUUUACAGAUGGCCAUGUGGCAGAGGAGAGUUUCCUGGAACUCAUCAACAACAUGUUGACUUCAGGAAUGGUGCCAGCCCUUUUUGCAGAUGAUGAAAAAGACGCCAUCCUAAGUCAGAUUGGUGAGGAAGCUGCUAAAGCUGGAGUGCACACAGCUAAAGAGAGUGUCUGGCAAUAUUUUGUAAGCAAAUGUGCAAGCAACCUUCACAUCGUCCUGGGAAUGUCCCCAGUUGGGGACGAUCUGAGAACGUGGUGCAGAAAUUUCCCAGGUCUUGUCAACAACACUGGUAUUGACUGGUUCUUGCCCUGGCCCGCCCAGGCCUUGUUUGCAGUUGCACAGUCCAUUGUGGUAAAGAACCCACGUAUCCCACCAGAGAGCUCCAAGUCAGUGAUUGAGCACAUGGUGAUGGUGCAUGAAUCUGUAGGGGAUUUCAGCAAGAGAUUUCUGGAGAAACUGAGACGUAUCAAUCAUGUCACACCAAAGAAUUACCUUGAUUUUAUCAGUACUUACACAAAAUUGCUGGAGGAGAAAAAUGAGUUCAUUUUAGCACAAUGUAAGCGACUGGAUGGGGGGUUAGUUAAGCUGAAGGAAGCUGCUGUACAGCUGGCUGAGCUGAACCAGAAACUUGCUGAGCAAAAGAUUGUGCUAACAGAAAAAACAGCUGCCUGUGAGGCUUUGUUACGAGAGAUUGCAACAAACACAGAAGUAGCUGGGGUGAAGAAAAAGCUGGCUGAAGAAAAAGCUAUAGAGAUACAGGAGCAGAAUAAGGUUAUUGCUGUGGAGAAGGCAGAGGCUGAAGAAGCUUUGGAUCAAAUCAAGCCUAUUUUAGAAGCUGCCAAAAUGGAGGUUGAGAAGCUUGACAAGGCUGAAGUUACUGAACUCAGAUCCUUUGCAACACCCCCCAAGCAGGUGCAGGUUGUCCUGGAUUGUAUUCUUAUCAUGAGAGGUUACAAGGAGCUGAACUGGAAGAACGCCAAGGCAAUGAUGGCUGACACAAAUUUCCUGCGACAACUGUUGACGACGGAUUUUAGGGCAAUUCCAUGGAGUAAUGUGAAGUCUAUGAGAGCUCUGUUAAGGAAUCUUAAUACUACCUUUGCUGAAAUGGAAGUUAUUAGCAGAGCAGGACUGGGAAUGUUGAAGUUUGCUGAAGCAGUGGUGACCUACUGUGAUGUAGUGAAAAAUGUCAAGCCCAAGGAAGAAAAGGUGGCAAGGCUAGAACGGAACUAUUUGUUAAGUAAGCAGGAACUGGAAAGGAUACAGGCAGAGUUGGUUGCUCUCCAGGCUGAGCUUAAAGCUUUGGAUGACAAAUAUCAACAGGCCAUAAAAGAAAACCAGAAGUUACAAGAAGAAGCAGAGAUUAUGCAGAGAAGAUUAGAGGCUGCUGACAAGCUCAUUGCUGGCUUGAAAUCUGAGAAUGAGAGGUGGACAGAGGAAUUCAAGGAAUAUGAAAUACGAAAGGUGAAGUUGCUUGGAGACUGUCUACUUGCUGCUGCCUUUCUGAGCUAUGAGGGAGCGUUCAGCUGGGACUUUCGUCAUGAAAUGAUGUAUAAGGUGUGGCACGAAGAUAUCUUCUCCCGAGAAAUUCCAUGCAGUGAAUCUUUUAGGUUAGAAAGCCUCCUGACUAAUGAGGUGGAGGUCAGCAGAUGGGUUUCCCAAGGAUUGCCUCCAGAUGAGCUCUCUAUCCAGAAUGGCAUCCUGACAACAUAUGCAAGUCGCUUCCCACUCUGUAUUGACCCACAGCAACAGGCAUUACAUUGGAUUAAGAAGAAAGAAGAAAAAAAUGAUCUGAAGAUGGCUUCCUUUAAUGACCCAGAUUUCCUUAAACAACUAGAACUGGCCAUAAAGUAUGGAAACCCUUUCUUGUUGCACAGUGUGGAUGAAUACAUCGAUCCUGUGAUAGACAAUGUCUUAGAGAAGAACAUCAAAGUUUUACAGGGGCGAGCAUUCAUCGUCCUGGGGGACAAAGAGGUCGACUAUGACAGUAAUUUUAGAUUGUACCUGAACACCAAAUUAGCAAACCCAAAGUAUUCUCCCUCUGUGUUUGGCAAAGCCAUGGUUAUCAAUUACACAGUUACACUGAAGGGCCUGGAGGAUCAGCUGCUCAGCGUCAUCACGGGCUUUGAAAGGAGGGAAUUGGAAGAACAGAGAGAACGUCUCAUCCAGGAGACAAGUGAGAACAAAAACCUGCUGAAAAAUCUGGAAGACACUCUCCUUCAUGGACUGACAACUUCCACAGGAAACAUGUUGGACAACGUGGAGUUGGUGAAAACCCUGGAAGAGACAAAAUUCAAAGCUACUGAGGUGAUUGAGAAACUGAAGCUGGCUGAGACGACAGCAGCAGAUAUUGAUGUCCUUCGGGAGGGUUACAGACCAGCUGCCAAGAGGGGAGCCAUCCUCUUCUCUGUAUUGUCUGAAAUGGCACUUGUCAACAUGAUGUACCAGUUCUCACUGGUCUCCUUCUUGGAGGUUUUUGGAUUCUCUCUCCGGAAAUCCAUGCCCAACCCGAUUCUUCCAAAGCGGUUAAAAAACAUCAUGGAUACACUGACUCUGAACACCUACAACUAUGGCUGCACAGGCUUGUUUGAGAGGCACAAGUUACUGUUCUCCUUUAAUAUGACUGUCAAGAUAGAACAAGCUGAUGGAAGAAUUCCACAAGAAGAAUUUGAGUUCUUUUUGAAAGGCAAUGUUUCCCUGGAGAAGAGUGCCCGGAAGAAACCGUACGCUUGGCUUCCAGAUCAAGGCUGGGAAGACCUGAUGCGCUUGUCUGAACUAUUUCCUGAGACGUUUGAAUCUCUUCCAGAUGAUGUGGAAGACAAUCCAGAUGAAUGGAAAAAUUGGUAUGACACAGAUGCUCUGGAGCAGACCCCAUUCCCAAUGCAGUAUCAGGACAGUCUCACAGACUUCCAGAAGCUCCUGCUUUUACGGUGUUUCCGGGUGGACCGGAUGUAUCGGGCGGUCACGGACUUUGUGACAGUGACAAUGGGGGAGACGUAUGUGCAGCCCCCUGUGAUCAGCUUCGAGGCCAUCCUGCAGCAAAGCAGCCCUUUCUCACCUGUGGUUUUUAUCCUAAGUCCUGGCUCUGAUCCCGUCAAUGACCUCAUGAAACUGGCUGAGAGGACAGAGUUUGCAGCAGAGAGACUCAAAUUCCUGGCCAUGGGACAAGGCCAAGAAAAGAUCGCUUUGCAGAUGCUGGAGGAGGCAGUGGUUCAAGGAGAAUGGCUCAUGCUGCAGAACUGUCACCUCCUGGUGAAGUGGCUCAUCCAUCUGGAAAAGGCCCUGGAGAAGAUUACAGAGCCUCACUCGGACUUUCGCCUCUGGCUGACAACUGACCCAACUAAAGGCUUCCCAGUUGGAAUCCUGCAGAAGGCCCUAAAGGUUGUUACAGAACCACCUAAUGGUCUGAAACUGAACAUGAGAGCCACCUACUUCAAAAUUCCCCAGGAAGCCUUAGAGCAGUGCCCACAUCCUGCCUUUAAGUCCUUAGUCUAUGUCUUGGCAUUUUUCCAUGCUGUGGUUCAGGAGAGAAGGAAGUUUGGAAAGGUUGGCUGGAAUGUACCGUAUGAUUUUAAUGAAUCUGAUUUCCAGGUCUGCAUGGAAAUCCUUAACACAUACUUGACAAAAGCUUUUGAACAAAAUGAUGAUCAAAUCCCUUGGAGCAGCCUCAAAUAUCUUAUUGGGGAGGUCAUGUACGGAGGGCGCGCCAUCGACAGCUUUGACCGGCGCAUCCUGACCAUCUACAUGGACGAGUACCUGGGGGAUUUCCUGUUCGACACCUUCCAGGUGUUUCACUUCUAUAAAAACGACAAGGUUGAUUAUAAAAUUCCACAAGGGACAGUCAAAGAUGACUUUGUUGAGGCCAUAGAAGCUCUGCCGCUUUCCAACCCUCCAGAGGUGCUUGGACUCCAUGCCAACGCCGAGAUCGGGUAUUACACGCAGGCGGUGCGGGAUAUGUGGGCUCACCUGCUGGAGCUGCAACCCCAAACAGGUGAAACUGGUGCAGGAAUUAGCCGAGAUGAAUAUAUUGCAAACAUUGCCAAGGAUAUAGAAAACAAAUUACCCCAAGUAUUUGAUCUUGACCACAUACGGAAAAAUUUUGGCACAAACAUCUCCCCUACGACUGUGGUGCUGCUGCAGGAACUGGAGCGAUUUAAUAAGCUGAUCGUUCGAAUGGGAAAGUCACUGGCUGAGCUACAACGGGCCUUGGCUGGGGAAGUUGGAAUGAGCAGUGAACUGGAUGACGUGGCUCAGGCUCUCUUCAAUGGGCAGAUUCCCGGCAUCUGGCGGCGGUUGGCUCCCGACACACUCAAAACACUUGGAAAUUGGAUUAUUUUCUUUCAAGAUCGGUAUAACCAGUAUUCCAGCUGGGUUAACGAGUGUGAGCCCCCGGUGAUGUGGCUGUCGGGCCUCCACAUUCCCGAAUCCUACCUGACAGCUCUUGUUCAAGCCACCUGCAGGAAAAACAGGUGGCCCCUGGAUCACUCCACCCUCUACACAGAGGUAACCAAGUUCAGGACAGCAGAAGAAAUCACUGACGAGGGGUCUACUCAGGGCUGCUUUGUUUCUGGUCUGUUCCUGGAAGGAGCAGACUGGGACAUGGAGCAAGGCUGCCUUAUCCAAAGCAAGCCCCGCGUGCCGGUGGUGGAGCUGCCCAUCCUGAAGAUAAUCCCCACGGAAGCACACAGGCUCCGACUGCAGAACACGCUCCGGACCCCCGUGUACACAACGUCCAUGCGAAGGAACGCGAUGGGCUUCGGCCUCGUGUUUGAAGCUGAUCUUUACACCACGAGGCACAUUUCCCACUGGGUCCUUCAAGGUGUUUGUCUCACCUUGAAUGCAGAGUGACAGCUGAAGUAGGCAGUACACUCUUCCCCCAGAAUCCAACCCUUUAGAGGGGCAGGGAGAAGACCCUCAACCCAGGCAGAGAUUCAGCAGCAAGGGGGUGGGGCAGUGUUCACUUAGGCACACCUGACUUUAAAUAGUAUUAAUUAGCUUGGUUGUAUUAUGCUCCAAAUAAACACAUUUGAAGAGGAAAGUGUU
This is a messenger RNA of Lepidothrix coronata (blue-crowned manakin), 13869 nucleotides long. It is a transcript of the gene DNAH10, whose product is annotated as dynein axonemal heavy chain 10. The coding region runs from base 1 to 13674 and encodes 4557 amino acids. Gene Ontology annotation, biological process: microtubule-based movement. The transcript has 78 exons. Gene Ontology annotation, cellular component: dynein complex. Gene Ontology annotation, molecular function: minus-end-directed microtubule motor activity; dynein intermediate chain binding; ATP hydrolysis activity. The record is from RefSeq and is a predicted model, not a curated record. Lineage: Eukaryota; Metazoa; Chordata; Aves; Passeriformes; Pipridae.